AUGUUUGGUCUCCCACAAUCAACAUUUUAUCAUCCGUCGUUUAUGUAUCUAUCAUCACAAGAUAUAGUUAAAGCACAUAAUUUAACAAAUACAUCUGAUGGAAAACGAAAACAUUUUGGAAAAUGUCAAACUAUAACUAAAACAUUUUCUAGCAAUAAUUCAGAUCGUCCGGUGAAAAAAUGUUCAUUUGAUAUUGAAUCACUUUUAGAAUUAAAAACAAAAGAUAAUCAAAUAUCAAAUCGAAGUUAUAAUGAUGAUACUGAAGAUGGUUCAAGUGAUGAUGGUCAUACAUCAUAUCGUAGUCCACCAAUAUCAUCUUAUGCUUUAUUUAAUCAACUGAAAACACUUGACAUGACGCCAAAUAAUAAUAAUCAUAAUAAUAAUAAUAAUAACAAUAAAAAUGAUGUUACACUUUCAUCAUCAUCUGAAUCUGAUCAUUCUCCAUAUCGAUUAACAUCAAAUAAACAUCUAAACAAUUCUCGUCAUGGAAUUAAUCAUAAAAUAAAACCAAAACGUAUUCGUACAAUAUUUACACCUGAACAACUUGAAAGACUUGAAUCAGAAUUUGAUAAACAACAAUAUAUGGUUGGAAAUGAAAGAUUUUAUUUAGCAACAACACUUGAUUUAACUGAAGCACAAGUUAAAGUUUGGUUUCAAAAUCGUCGUAUUAAAUGGCGUCGUCAAACAUUAGAUGAUCAUCAACAACGAUUGACAUCUCUUACUGCUAAUACACAAACACCAACGACAAUAACGGAAGAACAUCAUAAUUCAGACGUUGAUGAAUAA
Messenger RNA from Rotaria sordida, 786 nucleotides. The record is from the annotation of a GenBank genome assembly. NCBI's taxonomy places the organism in Eukaryota, Metazoa, Rotifera, Eurotatoria, Philodinida, Philodinidae.